Messenger RNA from Hevea brasiliensis (rubber tree), 2213 nucleotides. Its product is annotated as LRR receptor-like serine/threonine-protein kinase FEI 2. The transcript is spliced from 13 exons. NCBI's taxonomy places the organism in Eukaryota, Viridiplantae, Streptophyta, Magnoliopsida, Malpighiales, Euphorbiaceae. Gene Ontology annotation, molecular function: protein binding; protein kinase activity; ATP binding. Gene Ontology annotation, biological process: protein phosphorylation. The coding region runs from base 253 to 2061 and encodes 602 amino acids. The record is from RefSeq and is a predicted model, not a curated record.
CUCUCUCUCUCUCUUUGAUGCACUGCUGAACUUGAAAUUAUUAUAUACUAUUAUUAGUUUUGUCGUGGUAAUUCACACCAUCAUCACCUCCUUCCGCAACAACUCUGCCCACCGUUAUUUGAUACAGUCUAUUUCAUCUUCUUUCUAUCCUUCUCGCAGUUUCUCUAUUAGCUUGGUUUGCUACCAUUCAGUGUGCAGUGGCUUGCUGCACAAAGAAAUUACUCUACCCAAAAAACCCGUUUUGAAGGAGAGAUGAAAAUGAAUUUCUUCGUUUUGUGCUUUUCUUUAAUUUAUGUUGCCACCCUUUUCAGUACUUGCUGUCUUGCUCUCACUGAUGAUGGUCUGGCAUUGUUGGAAAUCAAGAGCACAUUGAAUGAUAGUAGAAACAUACUAGGUAACUGGCAAUCUACUGAUGAAUCUCCUUGCAAAUGGACUGGUAUUUCUUGCCAUCCCCAUGAUCAAAGAGUCAGUUCAAUAAACCUGCCUUACAUGCAGUUGGGAGGGAUUAUUUCUCCUAGCAUUGGUAAACUCGGUAGACUACAAAGGCUGGCACUUCACCAAAACAGUUUACAUGGGAUUAUUCCCAACGAAAUCACCAAUUGUACGGAGCUCAGAGCAGUGUACUUGAGGUCUAAUUAUCUACAAGGAGGCAUUCCGUCAGAUAUUGGAAACCUAUCUCAUCUCACUAUACUGGACUUGUCAAGCAACAUGCUAAAAGGUGCUAUACCUUCAUCUAUUGGCCGGCUUACUCGUUUGGGCCACCUGAAUUUGUCUACCAACUUUUUCUCUGGUGAAAUCCCAGAUUUUGGAGCUUUAAGCACUUUUGGGAACAGCUCGUUUAUUGGCAAUUUAGAUCUUUGUGGUAGACAAGUGCACAAGCCAUGUCGAACCUCAAUGGGAUUUCCUGCAGUGCUUCCACAUGCUGCAAGUGAUGAAUCAGCAGUUCCUACUACACGGUCCUCUCAUUACAUUAAAGGGGUGCUUAUUGGUGUAAUGGCCACAAUGGCCCUUACACUAGCCGUGCUUCUUGCAGUCCUCUGGAUUUGCUUGUUAUCAAGGAAGGAAAGAGCUGCUAGGAAAUACACAGAAGUCAAAAAGCAAGUUGAUCAAGAAGCAAGUACAAAGCUCAUCACUUUCCAUGGUGACCUGCCGUAUCCUUCAUGCGAGAUUAUAGAAAAGCUAGAGUCUCUUGAUCAGGAGGAUGUUGUAGGUUCAGGAGGAUUUGGUACUGUAUACCGAAUGGUCAUGAAUGAUUGUGGAACAUUUGCUGUUAAAAGGAUUGACCGGAGUCGUGAAGGAUCUGAUCAAGUAUUUGAGAGGGAGUUAGAGAUCUUGGGUAGCAUCAAGCACAUAAAUUUAGUGAACCUGAGAGGUUAUUGCAGGCUUCCAAUGUCAAAGCUUCUCAUCUAUGAUUAUCUUGCCAUGGGCAGUUUAGACGACAUUUUGCAUGAAUGUGGCCGAGAACAACCAUUAAAUUGGAGUGCUCGCUUAAGAAUUGCUUUAGGUUCUGCAAGGGGCCUUGCAUACUUGCACCAUGACUGCAGCCCCAAGAUAGUCCAUCGUGACAUAAAAUCCAGCAAUAUUCUCCUUGAUGAAAAUUUGGAGCCGCAUGUCUCUGACUUUGGUCUUGCCAAACUUUUGGUAGAUGAGGAUGCUCAUGUCACGACUGUAGUUGCUGGCACUUUUGGUUAUUUGGCACCAGAGUAUUUACAAAGUGGGAGAGCCACUGAGAAGUCGGAUGUUUAUAGCUUUGGAGUUCUGUUGCUAGAGAUUGUAACUGGAAAAAGACCUACCGAUCCAGCUUUUGUAAAUAGAGGCUUAAAUGUUGUUGGUUGGAUGAACACCCUAUUAAAAGAGAAUCGGAUGGAAGAUGUGGUAGAUAAAAGGUGCACUGAUGCAGAUAUGGAAACUGUGGAAGCAAUUCUUGAGAUAGCGGCAAGAUGCACAGAUGCGAAUCCAGAUUUUCGGCCAACAAUGAACCAGGUAUUGCAGUUGUUAGAGCAAGAAGUCAUGUCUCCUUGCCCAAGCGAUUUCUACGAGUCUCAUUCAGAUUAUUCUUGAAUGACUUCAUGCAUUCAGUGUGCAGCAGUUGCUGAAUCCAGCUAGAUGUAUUUAUUACAUCCUCAACAAAGUUUUGUGAUAUGUUUGCCCCUAUAUUUGGGGCCUGUAAAUCCUUCCCAUGCAAAUGUUGGAUUUGCAUUUUACCUGUUGAA